AUUUCUCUUCCUCUUUUUCCUCGGAGAGAAACAACAGCAGGGCGGCAGACAGGAUGAACAAGACGGGGGCGUCGGUGCGGUCCGGAGGAUUUGGAGGACCAGUGAAAGGUCCUCUCCCGCGAGGGAUGAUGUCCUCGAAGCCUGUCGGUCCUGGCUUUGGUAAGAGCCAGGUGAUGAAGCAGGAUGGCUUACUGUCGGCGCCUGUGGGCGCUGGUGUGGUGCAGAAACCGGAGGUGGGAGCCUUGACCCCUACGGGGCAAGCAGAGACAGUGGCGGAGGCUGUAGACACGUCUGGCCCGGGAGGGCCUGUUCCGCCUGCGGGCGGAGUUUCUUGUUCUGUUCCGGAGGAGGCAAGCAAGGCAGUCGAGGGGACGGACGAGAGGAAAGAUUUGGGGGCUGGAAGACCCGAGGAAGGCAGGUGUUCGGCCUGUCAGGAGAUGUCGACUUCCCUGCGGGACGUGGGGCGUGGAGUGAUGAGUAUUGGAGAGAGAGUAGGGACGCUGCAGGAGGCAGUGGGUGCCCUUGACCAGGAGCAGAAGAGCCAGGGGAUGUUGCUCGGAAGCCAGCUGGGUGGUGAGCCGGCGUGGGUCGACGGCGUCAUGAGUGCAUUGCAUGGUGUGCUGGAGGCGGUGCGAGAGUUGACGGAGGAGCAGAAGAAGGGAGCGUCUUGCGGGGCUCGGAUAGAGCAGAUGGUGCAGGUCCGGGAGGACAUGGAGACUCGACAUGAACAGCAGGUCGUUUGCCUCGAGGAGAAGCUUGCGGGGGUGCAAGCGGAGUUAGCGUCCUUCGUGCAGAAGGAGGAAGACCGGCAGCGACAGCGUGAGGAGAGACAUCGUCGCAGGCGUGACGAGCAGCGGGGCGGAAAGGAGGAUGGGAAGCGCGGUCAUGGUGCUUCCCGGUCGCAGAAGCUUGGGCUGUCUUGGGCCAAGGCUCACUAACCCUUGGGUAGGGUUUGCCAUUGCGGAUGACAACAUGGUGGAGUGGUUGUCUGGUCCGUCUUGCGUGUGCAGCAUUGUCGGCAGUGUGACGUUUUCUGUGCGCCGGUGGCGAUAAUCAGGAGGUAGAACUGUGGUGAAUGAAAUGAACAAGUAACUAGAGCUACAUGAAACCAGAUGGAAUGAG
Messenger RNA from Microdochium trichocladiopsis, 1122 nucleotides. RefSeq lists its product as uncharacterized. The record is from RefSeq and is a predicted model, not a curated record. Lineage: Eukaryota; Fungi; Ascomycota; Sordariomycetes; Xylariales; Microdochiaceae. Bases 54 to 938 code for a protein of 294 amino acids. The transcript is spliced from 2 exons.